UAGUUAAUUACCCAGCAAGACUUGCACACAUGAAGAAAAGAUGGCGCUGCGGAAGAAGCUUGAAUUUAAUUGUGUCGGUUUAGUUUUGCAAAUAACAACGAAGCCCUUCAUGAGGGUGGAAUUAGCCGCUAUUUAAUUUAAGACUUUUAAAAUCAUGAUAUAAAUAGCAAUCUCAGAGAUGGAACCGAAUGAAAACAAUUCCUUCCAGGAGGUUGUAGGUGACUCGAGCUCGAGUGUAAACGGUACUCUAAAGAGGCCGUCGAAAUCUCGUUCUCGGGUUUGGGAAAAGGUUGUUUGGUUUACUAGAAAAGCAAAAGGAGGGAAAGACAGCAAAAGUGCUGGAGCAAGCGCUGCUGAGCUGUUGAAGAGCAGCACAAACAGUAAUUUGGACUUAGUUCGUGAUCCGAGAGAACUCGAAGUUGAAAAGACUUCCAGCAAGCAUAAAAUACGGAAGAACCGAAGCAUCAAAUAUCUGAAACGACGCAAAGAAAGACAAUUUGGCGACGAUCUGAGCCCAGAAGUUGUCGAAAAAAAAGUCACUGUACAGGAGUGCGGAACAGCGACGGGGACCUUCCAUGAUUUUAACUGUGAGAGGCGAAUGUCCCGAUUACAUAGAACUUCAAGCAACAACAGCUUGCUCAAUGAAAUAGCUAAGGAAAUGAACCGAUCACCGCUGAAAGCCAAAGAGAACGUGAAAAGCGUCUUAUCUCUCCCAUUACACGACUUGUCAUUAAAUGAAGGAAGAAUUCCUGAUAAUAUCACUGCUCCAACAUUUCCUCCAGUUCGACGCAGUGUAAGCUUUUCCGGACCAGCUUAUAACAGCUGGCCUCGAAAGAAAAGAUCACAUCUUGAAAACUCCUCAAACGCUCAUCUGCUUUCACCACCUUUGAAGCAAAAACGUGUCACUAGUAUAAAAAAACGAGCAUCUUUCAGCGGAUUUGAUUCUUCAAGAGUGCAACAAAACUCUUCUUUGCCACAGUACCGAGGAGUGAGAAGCACCCCUCAUUUAACUCACUUAGAGCACGGUGGGCACAUUAGAAAUCAGAAUGGUUUAACUAUUGGUGCAAUUCACUUCUAUAAAAGUCCAGUUCUUUAUCAAGAAGAGGCAGCUCUUAAAAUUUUACAACCGAAGAUGCAGGAGAAGUUAACAUGUGACAACUCUUUUUCUAAAUGCACAAGUCCCUGCAGUUUGACUGUCAAGUCUGAUUUGGAAAAUGACAGGGCAAUAACAGUUUCAUUAACAAGGGGAUCAGACAUCAUUACCCAACAUCAUGAUACAGCUGCUAUUCCAAAUCAUGAGAUGCUGAGGAAAAAUGAGGAUGAGAACAAGUUAGUCCAUGACGAACUCAUCAGCAGCACUCAAGUAGCAAACCGUUCAAACAACUUUCUUAGUUUUGCUGUUAGAAGCAGUGAAAGUCAAAACUCAACCAUUUCUGCUUUUCUGUUAGAGGGAGAGUGUUCUAGUACCUGUAUGACAUCUAGUCCUGUUGAUUCUUCUGAUGAGGAUUCAGAGAAGGAGAAGCUGUCACUGCCAAGUGAUUCAUCUGAGUAUAUGACACAGGUUGAUUCUGUAAAUGAAGACGUUGAUGUGGUGAAGUACAAUUAUGGUGAUUUUACAUCAGAAGAUGGUAUUGUGCAUGAAAAUGUUUUUGCAAGCAUUGACAAUAACAAAGCUAUAGAUAACCAAGAUCAUCAUGCCAGGGUCCACAAAUUGGAAGCUGUCCGACAACAUUCAGUUUCUUCCAUUAUCAAUGGAGAUAGCUCCUUCCCUGCAGUUGUGUCUGGCGUAAAAUCCAUUGAUACCAGAACAGAGAAUGAAAUUUGUGCUACAGCUCAUUGUGAUGCACAAAAAGGUACAGCUCUUGCAUCCCAAAAACUUUCUUUGAUGGAUGAAAUUAGAAGAGGUGAAGUAAGGACUUCUUCUCCUGGUCACUUUGGUCAUGGGCAAAGUUUAUGGUCAGGAAAUCAAAUGAUUUGGCAGAGAAAGCCUACUGUUGAUGGACCACAGUUUAAAAAGCGCAGUGAGGAAGAACACCAAGUAAUUAGAUUGAAUGUUGGUAAAGAGCCAGACUACUGUGAGGAAGGUCCAGGGUUUCAGUGGGCCAGACCAGAAGAACAUUGUUAUUUAGAAGAAUUUGAAGAAUGUGAGUUGCCCCAAAUGCAUAUGCUGUCUGUUGCCAUGGAACCUGUUCUCCAUAAAAGCUGCCCUCCAAAUUGUCAGGAUAUGUUGGCUUGGUUACCACAUCAUGUGGCAUUGCACAUUCUGUCCUUUCUUGACUUAGUGAGUUUGUGUCGAAGUAGUCAAGUCAAUCACACAUGGAACAACUUGGCCAGUAACCCCCUACUAUGGAAAAGUCUCUGCGGGCGCCCUGACUGGCAGUUGUCAAGGAUUGGGGAGGAGAAAGAAAAAAAGAAAUACACUAUGGCUGAAGGGACAGUUCAGUGGAAGAAGAUGUUUGCAUCAAGGUAUCUUUUACAUCAGAAUUGGUUAAAAGGAAAGUGUAAUGUUCGCACAUUUGAGGGCCACACCCAAGGCAUCUCAUGUGUUCAAUUUGAUGACACAAGGAUUGCAAGUGGUUCCUAUGAUAAGACUAUAAGGGUCUGGGAUAUUCAUAGCGGUGAUUGUGAUGUAGUGCUGACUCUAGCCGGUCACUCAGGGACAGUUAGAUGUUUAAAUCUUAACGGAAACAGAUUGGUUAGUGGGUCUGUGGAUAGAUCCAUCAAGGUGUGGGAUCUGUCAUUCAAGUCAUACUGGAGUGGUGCUUCAUGCAAGGUGACUAUGGUUGGUCACAUGCACACAGUCCGUUGCCUUCAGGUUGAUGAUGAAAAGGUAGUGAGUGGGUCAUACGAUAAGACCCUUAAAGUCUGGGACAUUAGGACUGGAAAUUGCCAGCUAACUUUGAGAGGUCAUAAUGCUGCAGUGCUGUGUGUUCAGUUUGAUGACAGAAAAAUUGUUUCUGGAUCAUAUGACAAGACUAUUAAGGUGUGGAGCCUGACAGAGGGUUCAUGUCUUAUGACACUGACGGGCCAUCAUGAUGCUGUCACUUGUUUAAAUUUAACAUUUGACAGCAGGAAGGUUAUCAGUGGCUCAUUGGAUCACAAUCUUAAAUUUUGGGAUCUGCUGACUGGAAAGUGCAUUGGCACAUUGGAUUGGAUCAGAUCUGAGGGUCACACUGGUGUUAUAAGAUGUCUUCAGACAGACAGUUGGAGAAUAGUGAGUGCAGGGGAUGACAAAACACUGAAGAUGUGGAGCUUAGAAAGUGGACAGCGUUUGUUGACAUUGCGUUGUCACACAGAUGGUGUGACAUGCUUACAGUUCAAUGAUUAUAGCAUUGUCUCAGGUUCUUAUGACAAAACUGUGAAGUUGUGGGACUUCACUCCUUCACAUGAAUUUCUGACUCCUGGCUGAACAGAUAGUUUUUUUCAACAGAGGAUUCAGCUAGUCAAGGAUAUUUUGUUCACUAAAAUUUUGCAACUGACACUCAACCAUAGCUGAAAUUGUGUCUUGGGAAGUUGCCAUUUUGAAUGGUGUUACAACAGCAGUUUGCUGUUAGAGAGGAAGAUAAAAUUUCUGGUCACCUUCCCUUCAUCUUCCUUUGCCUUCAACCAUUGGAGUCUGAGAUAAAUUUACUACUAUGUGUGUCACUUCUCAAAACAUGCAAUGCAAUUUUCUAUGGACAAACCCUGAAUAAACAAUUUUUAGAAUAAAUCCUGUGAGAGGAAGAGUUACUAGAAUCAAUUUUUGAAUUAAAAAGACUAAUGGAAGUUUUUGUGAAAGCUUCAUGUUGGAGCAGAAAUAGUUGAAAAGUUUAUUUACCAUGGUUUAUAAUUGAUGAUAUAGAAAUAUUUAUUUUAGAACAAAAUCAAACCAAUAAAAUUAUCUCAGGGUCUUUGACAAAAAUUUCAAGUUGGGGGACUUCACUCCUUUGCAGAUACAUGUAUUCACAAGAGAACCCUCUCUUUACGUGAAGCAUUGUAUAAUUCACACUCUUUUCUUUGCUUUUUUCUCUUUGUAAUCAUCUAAGUAAGCAAAACUUAGAUGUUCACUUGUUACUUUAAGUUCUUUAUGUAGGGAAUACUCAACAGUAUGAAAGGGAAAAAGAUUUAAGUCCUAGUUUUUUGGGAACUUUUAAGAAUUAUAUUUAAGAACUAGAAAUUAAUUUUUUUGUUUUGAUUUUGUAUAUAUGUUGGUUCACACCUCAUAGCCAUUAGUUUGAUUCUUGACAUAUGAUCAGUAUUUUUUGAACAAAGGAGUACAUACAAUCAACAACUGGAAUCAAAGACUAUUAAUUUCUGCAUUUAAAAUGUGUCACAUUUAACUUCACCAAUAAGAUAUUUAUUUUAAACUAGGGUUAAAAGAAAUUUUAUGUUUGGAUUGUGUUCACCUUCAGGGAUGUUUUUCUACUUUUUUUUACAUUUAAGGUUUUGUUACACACAUUAAUCCUCCUGAGGGUUUAUGAUAUUUUUGUACCAAACACUUUGCUAAUGAACAGUUUGUUGCAUUGGAGUUGUGCUGUGCUGGUGUUAUUUAAUAUAGAAUGUAAAGUAAUAUUGGUGGUCAUUGAUCAUUAAAAAUUAUCAGAAGUUUAAUAAAGUACUUACAUCUCACUUGACCUGA
Molecule: messenger RNA, 4618 nt
Organism: Pocillopora damicornis (cauliflower coral)
Lineage: Eukaryota; Metazoa; Cnidaria; Anthozoa; Scleractinia; Pocilloporidae
Biological process (GO): ubiquitin recycling; proteasome-mediated ubiquitin-dependent protein catabolic process
Cellular component (GO): cytoplasm; nucleus
Molecular function (GO): ubiquitin binding
Source: RefSeq, a predicted model, not a curated record